UCGCGAGAGUUCAGACAGCAAUUCUCGCGAGAACCUGUUUCCAGCGGGAAGAUGGCGGCAGCGGGAGCGGCGGCUCCAGCGCCGGACGAGGGAGGAGAGGAAGAGGCUACUCCUCCGGCGGCUCCGGAAUCUACGACCGGGGAGGCCUCGGGCUCAGCGGAGCAGGGGACAGGGGACUCCGAGACCGGGUGAGGCCCGGCGAUAACGGCUGAGGGAGAAAAGCGGGCACCGCCGCUGCUAUUGGCUAGGGAGCCUCGGCUCCCGCCGCCUGCUCCUAUUGGUCGGGGCUCUCGGGCCUUCCUCUCAUUGGUCAGAGCGGUGCCGUCCUGCCCAAUCAGCUGCGUCCGCCUUUGUGCCCGCCCCAACCUUGCAGCGAUUCUCCCUGUGCUUUUCUCGCAGGCGCUGUUCUUGAACCCAGAACCCAUUGCUGCUUCCCAGCCGGGGUUCAUGCUGCCUGCAGACGCCAGCUUUCUGCACUGCCUCCCCCCGCCCUAGGAAUGGGGCUGUACCUGAGCAAGAGAGUUCAGCCAUGGAAUUGCAGGGUCGGAAGGGGGCUCCCAGGGGUCAUCUAGUCCAGCCCUCCUGCAAUUCAGCAAUCUUAACGAAAGCAUCCAGGACAGAUGGUCGCCCAGCCUCUUGCUUAAAAUCCUCCAGUGAAGGAGAGCCUGCCACGCUCCUAGAGAGUUGGUUCCACAUUGAUGGAGCAUCUCCUAUGGGUCAGAAUGUUUUGGUUGGAAUCUCCUUAUUUGCAAUUUGAAUCUGUCGGUUCGGGUCCUGCCCUCUGGAGCAGCGGGAAAUGAGCAUGCUCUGUCAUCCAUGUGGCAUGUGCUCACCCUGCCAUUCUCUUGGCCCUGUUCAGAGAAUUAACAGUAAAGUUAAUCUCCACCUAUGGGUGAGAAAGUUCCUUCCACAGAAACCCGAAAAAGCCGGAGCCAUUCAUUCUAGAUUUAGAAGUUAUCUUAGCUAAGUGGGCCUGUGUUCUGAUUCAUUCUAAGGCCACUUGUUUCCAAGCAUAAUCAAGUGUGAUGUAAUGGCUGGAGCAUCAGGGUGGGGCAGGAGGUACCCAACUGCAAAUUCCCACUUGGCCGUGGAGCUCGGUGGGGACAUUGGGUUGGUUACUAUAAUUAAUAAUAGUUAUUAGUAGUAGUAGUACCCUGCCCAUUUGGCUGGGUUUCCCCAGCCACUCUGGGCGGCUUCCAACAAAGAUUAAAAAUGCAUUAAAAUGUCACACAUUAAAAACUUCCCUGAACAGGGCUGCCUUCAGAUGUCUUCUAAAUGUCAGGUAGUUGUUUAUCUUAUUGACAUCUGGUGGGAGGACGUUCCACAGGGCGGGCGCCACUACCGAAAAGGCCCUCUGCCUGGUUCCCUGUAGCUUUGCUUCUCGCAAUGAGGGAACCACCAGAAGGCCCUUGGCGCUGGACCUCAGCGUCUGGGCAGAACGAUGGAUGGCGACUGCUCGGGGGUCGCAUAACUAUCUCUUGUGUUGCCUAACUCACAGGGUUGUAAGAAUAAAAUCAGGGUGAGGAACCAUAUAGUAAGCCAGUUUAUUUCACAUUUUCCACAGAUACUUUUGCGCUUAAAGCAGUUUGUAGAAAAUAAAGCGGUAGUAGAGUAACACUAAUAAAAAAUUAGUAAGGGAGGCUUGGAGGAUGUUGACAAAUCAGGGGGCCUUCUUAGUUGUGGUUCCCUGUGUGGGGAAUGCUUUAUCCAAUGAAGUCCACCUGACACCUUCACCAACAUUUUUUGACCCCAGGUAAAUACUUCCCUUUUUCCCCCACCCGGUCUUUAGUGUGAGCAGUCUCUCCCCCCCCCCCAAAAAAAUGUUUAUGCCUAAACGCAGAAGAUCAGAAACCCUCUUCCAUUACUAGCUCUGUCCUGAAGGCUCCUAGUGCAGGAGGGUGCAGGAUUUCAAGUGGAGCAGCCAUCCCUGCAUGACAGCCUGUUUUCUCCACUUACAUAUAUGCUGCCUUGAAUGCCGUGAUAGAAAGACAGGGCAUAAACGUAAUGCUGUUGUGCAUGCCUGAUUCAGCAAGUAUGCGUGUGUAAAAGGAAGUUUGUGAGUGCAAUUUCCCUUCCUAGAUCAGAAGCAAGGACAAGAGAUUUGAUGUGCAUGGGCAAUUUUUUUUCAGUGGAAGAGCACAUGUUUUGCAUGCUGAAGAUCCCAGGUUCAGGCUCCAAUUCAGUUGAUAGGUGAUGGGAAAGACCUCCACCUAACACUAGCAGCGAGCUUCUGCCAGUCGUGGUGGGCAGUGCUGGGUCAGAUGGACAAAUAGUUUGACAUGGUAUAAGGCAGUUUCCUUUUUCCUAUCCUGGCCCCUGUGUAUGCUUUCUUGCUCAGGAGGCAGCCAAGUAAACUGUACCAAGGUACCAAAGCUGAGUGAGACUCCUAUCUCAAUGUGCUCUCUGGACAAGCAUCUGACUACUGAGUAUGAGAAGGAUCCUGAUGACAGAGAAACUUGAGAUAGCUCAAGAUUUUCCUUUUCUUUUAAACUUCGUUGAAGAAGCUUUCUGUUCUAGGAAUAAAGGCACACUUCUACAUUUAGGCCUCCUUUUCACUUUGUGGAACUGUGUCAGGUCAGGGUUAAUCUCUGGUUAACAAUAGAUUAAGGUCAGAUAGGGUCAGCAAACUUUUUCAGCAGGGGGCUGUUGCCUGCCUAGACCUUGGGGGAGGAUGGACUAUAUUUUGGAAAAAAAAUAUGAAUGAAUUCCUAUGCCCCACAAAUAACCCAGAGAUGCAUUUUAAAUAAAAGCACACAUUCUACCCAUGUAAAAAACACGCUGAUUCCCAGACCAUCCGCUGGCUGGAUUUAGAAGGCGAUUGGGCUGGCUCCGGCUGCCGGGCCUUACUUUGCCUACCCAUGGAUUAACUACACAGUUUUGAAUGAUGCAGAAUGGCUGAAUGGACAGUAGUGUGGUUUUUGUGUGUGCCUUGCUUUUUUAAUGUAUGUUCUUUUUCAUAGCUGUCCUGCAUAUCAACCUUCCUUGGAGGUUUUAAAGCAGAGGUUGGGUGGCUAUCUGUUAUGGAUGCUUUAGUUGAGAUUCCUGCAUUGCAGGGAGUUGGAUUGAUAACCCUCCAGGUCCUUUACAACUCUGUGAUUCUAUAAUGCAUAAAAAGUGUACGAAACAUGAUGAUUACUUGCUGUGUCCUUCAGGGGGGAUGCAUCCCUGGCCGAUGUCACCGCCACCAUGGAGACCGAAUCUUCCAGUGGAAAGGAUGCACUGGUACGUGAACUGAGUCUACUCUGCUGGGAUACCACAUGCAUGGGGAGAGCUAUGUGCCCUGUGAAUGAACUGUUUGGGGAUUUGGAGGUAGUCUUUCAGUCCCUGGAUGUCAUAUUGGGCACCACAGAACAGUAAUGCAUCCACAAAGCCUGUUAAAGGAGCCCCUGGCAUGAUUAAAGUGCCAGUCGUCGUCAUGUUUGUUGCUAGACUAUUUUGUAGUCAGUGAAGGAAAGGAAGGCAUGUUCUUCAGCUCUCCAAAAGUAAAGCAAAAUAUUCAUGGCACAAAUCUCAUGCACUUCUUAGGCUACUUAGGGAUUGCUGAUGUGUUGUGUUGCAAAGGAACAACAUGGUUAUUAUAAAGGAAUGGGAGAAGAUGAGAAGGUUUUAAAGGUGAGAAUUUUGACUUAUUGGCAGAUUGCCUUUUAACCAGAAGGAUAGCAGCAUACUGGGGCGGGGGGAGGGUUUGAGAUUCCACAUUGCUUACCACUGGACAGAUGAAUCAGAUGAAUUAUGCACUGUUCAUGGUGGGGUUUCUAACACUUUCUAUUGUAACAUGCUUUGUACUGGUUUUUAAAAACCAUCUGCCAAAUUUUUUUUGUUAACUCUGAAAACAGCACCCUAAGGUAAAAUUUGGCCACCUGUCUAUGAAGUGCAACAUCUUUGUCUUUUACUGCUCCUGGAUAGUGGGCUAAAGUGGAUCCAUGUAUUCCUAUCCCAAGGUGGAAAAUUAUUUCAAUGUGGCAUGCUAAUGCAAACCUAGACAAAGUGAAUUCCUGAGCCUCUGUAGGGUUGGUGUGAUCAAAGUUUACCCACAAACUUUUCUUCUCUUAAAUCACUAUAUAGUUUGUUUUUUAUGUUUGUUUGUUUUCCAUCCAAUUUAUACACUUAUGUGACUAGAAAAUUAAAUAAUUGCAUCUUAACACAGGGCAGUCUCUAGUCGACUUACAAUUAAUUUUUACAGCUACAAAGUUGUUAAAAACCAGAAUUUAAACGAUCAAAUUAAUACAUAAAACAGCAGCUUUUAUAGGGUUCUGAAAGUUUGGAAAAGGAAGCUUAUUGUACCAAGAUGUAGAAGUGAUCUCUUUCUGUAUCAUGGAAAACUAAUGUUUAAAAAAGCCUACACUUGUUGCAAUUGUUCUUAAAUGAGAUGAAUGUCAUAACUUGUGUCUUCCAUUCUGGCAAAACUAGCCUAGCAAAAGGCAUUGAAAUGUGUCCAUUAGUGUUGGACUAGGACUGUAGAAAUCACAGCCAUACAGUUCAUGAAAUAAGUUUGGAUCUCUCAGCCCAACCUACCUCAUAGGGUUGUUGUGAGGAUAUAAAGCAGGGGAAGAGCUGUGUGUACCACUUCAAGUUCCAUGGAGGAAGGGUGGGAUAGAAGCAUAAUAGAUGUUGUUCUUAGCUCUUCCUUUGGUACACUUGCACUGAUGUUGUUACAGGAGGGUGUUGGCGACAGUUCUGAAGUUAUGGAUAAUCAGACCGGCUCAGUAGAUGAAGAGAACGGACGACAGCUGGGAGAAAUAGAGCUGCAGUGUGGAAUUUGCACCAAAUGGUUUACGGCAGAAACAUUUGGCAUUGAUACCACGUAUGUAGUAUUUGCAGUUUUUCCUCCUUUUUGAGCCAUGUGAUUCCCGUUUGUACUUGGAUUCUAGUUUGGUCCUCCUAAUAGACACAUCUUAAAGAACUUUCUAAAUGUUCUGUCAAUUUCUGUAUGAAAAGUUUUGUAAUUCCAGAAGAGGGCAGUAUGAGCUCAGCUACCUAAUCGUUUUCUAAAUGUAUUUACUUGGAAGUCAGCACCACUGAAUUCACUGGGGCUUUAAUUUUCUAUGACAGCACAGUGUUAGUUUUUUCUCUCAAAGCAGUGCUUAUAAAACUGCUAGCCACAAAGAAAAAUGCUACCUAAGGUAUUGGGCAGGAUUCACCUAACAGGUCUUGUGUGAGGACUUCCGCUUGCAUCAUAGGGCUUCCCCAUGGCUCUCAUGCCCCCCCGCCAAAUUGGCUCUGGGGCAGCUCCCCCAGAACAGUGCAUGGGGGGGGAGGAGAGGGGAGAUUGUUUUGUCUGGCAGGUUGCAAUGCUUGUGCAGAUGGAAUGUUCAUUAUUGAAAUUUAAAUACUUUAUUGUCACUUGUACAACUUGUAUACAGUGAGAUUACACGAGCACCCCCCACUCAGCUCUCUUAGUACCAGUUUUGUGCGUGAGUAGGUGAAGUAUUGGGAGCUCAGAGCCGCAGCGUAUGAAUGCUAAUGAAUAUAAUUGGAACAAUUAUAGUACGGCAUGGAAUACUGCUCAUUGGCUUCAGUCCUAUACCUACCUGCGAGAAAGCUCCAUUGAAAAUACUGAUCCUUCUCCCAAGUAGCCAUGCACUGAGUUAUGCUGGCUUUAGAAAUUCUAUUUCUGAAUCCCUCUCUUGCUUUUUAGCCAUAUGCCUUUAUAGCUUUUUUUGAAUACGUGUGCAGCAAGGUAUUCUUAACAUAAACACCAAAAGACUAAUAUAUGAUAAAUGAUUUUUCCACUGUAAAAAAUAAAAGGAGGAAACAACAACACAGUAGCAACUGAUUUUCUACACAGAAAUAAUAAUCCCUUAGACAAAACUUUGAUUCUGUUUCGUUGAGUUUUGCAUGUCAUUUUCUUGCUGUCCAUGCUGAACAUUAUUGAAUAGUUCAUGGUACCAGUAAAUAUCAAGUGGUUAAACUGCAGGCUUCCCCAAGAAUUCUUCCAACUCUCAGCUUGUGAAAGAAAUACACAAUAUCCACUCUUUUAUAAAUUUUCAAUUAAUUUAAUCUUAAGCUAAAACCUCGGUUUUAUCUUAGCUGGCGUGUGAUCUGUGAAGCGGCAAACGUUUUAUAGGACUGCUGGGUAAAAUAGGCAUUAGUUUUAUGAUUUCUUUAAGUAAUAUUCUGCUGCCUAAUGAACUUGCUGCAUAAUGAACUGUGGCAGUGACCUUGCUUCUCUGUGUUUGUGUAGCAUCGAGCACACAUAGAACUGUGAAGUGAUAAUAAAACAAAUUGUGCCAAACACAACGCUGUGGAGCUGCAGUCCUUAACCUACUUAAUUUGAGAAAACCCAUCUAUUUCAGUUAUCCUGAGUAUACUGUUUAUGAAUUAAAGUCCUGGAUGUUUACAUUUUUUUUAAUUCCAUGAAAAGUUGAACUCCUAUUUGCUUGCUGGUAUUUCCCUGAAAUGCUGACAACCUUGGCUUAAACUGAGCGAGCAAAGGCUAUUUUGCUGGCUCAUUCUAAAUAAAAGGAUCCAAAGAGGUUGAGCUGAAUUGCAACAUUCCAUGGAGUCAGUAAACAAAGUGGGGCUUGAAAAAUAUUUUUGUAGCUAUGUGAAUUUUAAUGAACUGGUCUUAAAGCUGUGAUUUGUAGGCCGUCUACUCGGCUCACUUGAUCUGAAAUGGAAAGAUUGGUCCCACAAAGUUAGUAUCUUCCAACUCCAUCAUUUGAAGCCAUUCUUUUCCAACUUUGCACUGCAAUGCAGCAACUUUCAUGCACAAAAAGUGAUGUUAACCAAGCAGGGGCUUCAGGUGGCUCAAGCAAGUGAGCCAGCCUGCAGGCUGUGUUGCAAGAUAGCAACCCCCAAGGUACAGUCUCUCUUGUGGGGUUGAGGUGGGAAUUCUUUGCUGCAUUCUGACUUGGCACUUGCUUAGACCUAGAACACAGGAAGCUGCCUUUAUAUCAUUGGACCACUUGCUUAGUAUUGACUAUACUGGGUAGCAACACUCCAGGCAGGGGCUAUGUCAGGAGUUACCGGGGACUGAAACCGGGGUCUUCUGCACAUGAAGCAGAGCCUGUCACUGAGCUACUGCCUUUCCCCAAUAUCUGGAAUAUUUAAAUACAGGUACAUUAUCUUAAGUAGAUUGUAGAUCAGUGCUUGACCUACAGGGAGGUUGGGGUGCGGGCAGUCAGCCUAUUCACCUUUUGUGAUGGCUUCCUUAGCUGCUGUUUUUAGAAGAAUCUGGGGGUGGGAUUAUUUGGCUAAAACGGGAAGAGGUUGAAUAUGGGUCAUAAUUUGAAGAGCAUUAUGCAUAGAUUAGGCUAUAUCUCAGUGUCUUUGUGGAAAGGUUGCAUGAAAUUUUGAUAUAUUUUGUUUCUUAGUUCUGCCUCUCUAGACACUUCAAACUCACCCUAGAACCCAAACUUCAAGAGUGGUUAAAAAUAGGAUGGGGAGGCUUUAAGGUAGUUUUCCAUCUUAAAUCCUUUAGUAUUGUUAGCUCUAAUUCUAUAAAAUUGAUGGGGAUUUUAUUCCUCUGUCAGAAGCCAGUACUCGUUACUUAUUUUAAAGUAAGAAAAGAGCACUGCAUUUUUGUUUUCCAGAGCCUGCCUGCCUUUUAUGACAAACUACAGUUUCCAUUGCAAUAUUUGUCAUCACAGUGGGAACACAUACUUCUUAAGAAAACAAGCAAGUAAGCAAGCAAGCAAGGGGAAAAUGUCUUGUCUUUUAUUUGUUCCUAUACUUCUAAAUCUAUAACCUUCAAAAGGUGGGAUUAUCAUGAUUUCACCUUUUCUCAUUAUGUAUAUGACAGUCUUCAAUAUAACUGUGAGAAUAUCCUCUUUCAUGGCAAAAUGCUAACCUGUUGAAUCUCAAAAAUCCUUGGCUAGAGAUAAUUUCAGUUAACCAUGAUGAAAGGUUUUAUGAUAUGAAUCAAAGACCAUGUUGCCAAAAGCUGCUGAUAACCCAAUCCUAAUAUGUUACCUUGAAGUCUCUACCAAAUGCAGCAGAUUCUAAAAUGCCUCAUGCUUUCAUUUGGGACCAGAUAAAAUAAGUUUUCAAAUUCGUCUAAAGCUGUGCCACUAGAAACUCUGAUUUCACUUAAAUAUUGAGUGUUUUGGUUACCUUUUCUCUCCUUGUUGAUUUUAUAUAAAAAUUGUUCACAGGAAGAGUCAAAUGAGCCAUGGCCCUUAUGUCCGGCCUUUAUGCCAUUUUGAACAAUUUCGAAUCUUCCAUUGUGAGUUUUGUGUGACAUUCCGGGAGACAUCGAGCUAAUUGCCAAAAGCAAAGAGAGCUUGAAGCGUUUCUCAUCUGACCCGGCAUUGUAGUUGCUGCAUUUGGAAGAAAUUCCAGAGCUAUAAGAUGUGUAGCCCACCCAAUUGCUCCCUUCCUGUCAAACUAUUUCACCAGCUCUCUACAUCUUUCCCAAUUCACCAAAAGCCUUUUCAUCACCUGAUGCUUCCAUAAUAGUAGUAUGUUUUGCUUGUGCAGGGCAGCCAAAGAUAGCCUGCUUCAUUUCUGUAUCUGUUCUUUCCCUGAAGAUCUGAAGGAAAUGUGUCUUAGUGCGCUGGCAAACUUAACCUGGCAAUCGAGGACCCAAGAUGAACACCCGAAAACAAUGUUUUCAAAAGAUAAGGUAGGGGGUAAUUGUCACAGUUGUAGCUCUUGCCAUUCUGUAUGCUUUCAAGCACGUGGAAGAAUUUAGGGGACAGCUAAGAUAGAACUCAUCUCGCAGAUACCAGAGGGAAUUUUUGCCUGUGGAGGACGGUUAUGCAACCCCUUAUCUUCCAUAUGAAAUGGUACAGUUCAAAACAGGGGUGCCAUAUCAGUGAAAACUAAACCGUAUCCUUGUACAGUGGAACCUCGGUUUUUGAACAUUAUCCAUUCCGGAAGACCAUUUGACCUCCGAAACGUUCGAAAACUGAGGAUCAAAGGGCUGUUGGCAAAUUAAAUGGGGGGGGGGAUGAGAAACAUGCCUCAGAAGCCAUUUGAUUUCAGAGGUGCAUUCGAAAAAGGAAGCAUUCACUUCUGGGUUUUCAGCGUUCGGCUUCUGAAACGUUUGGCAGCCAAGAUGUUUGAAAACCGAGGUUCCACUGUAUUUGGUAUGUACGUUUGCUAUCCUCACAGAGAGCCUCAAAUUAUCUCCAUUAUUUUAGUUCGUGGAAACUGUCAAAGGCCUUGGUUCUUAACUGUGCCUUCAUCAGUAAUGUGCUUUUUGCGUUGGAAAACACAGAUUAUACCCUGCAAGUUAUGCACACUGCAGUAAGUUUUCAUGGAACUGUACCUUGGUGAAUUUAGUUCAUGUUCUUUAGACUUUGCCCACUAAUAUAUUUUGUCCAGUAGCUUAAAUGCUAGAAAUAAGUAGAUAAUCAUGUAGAUUGGUGAUUCCCAAAUGGUGGUCUGUGUAACCCACCCAGGGGGUCUGUGGCACCAGUCACAUAACAAAAACUACCAUAGAGAUAUCAGAAUUUUCCAAAGUAGGAGGUCCAUGGCUUGACUUCUGAAAAAUGGGGUCUGCAGUACUUAGCUGAUUGGGAACCACUGGUAUAGAUUACCAAGUUUCUUCCCAAAGUCCCAUUUUAUCUGUUUAAUAAAAUACUCUGCCUUUUUUGCCUUUGAUUUCAAACAGGAUAUUAUACCAUUCAUUGAUAAGUAUUGGGAGUGUAUGACGACACGACAAAGACCAGGGAAGAUGACUUGGCCGAAUAAUAUUGUAAAAACAAUGGUGAGUCAUGAUGAUGAUAAUUAAUACCCCACCCAUCUGGCUGGGUUUCUCCAGCCACUCUGGGCGGCUCCCAACCAGAGCCGUAGCUAGGUGAUUUUGCACCCCUGGCAGAACCGUCCAGAUUGCACCUCCUAGCCAUGGACAAAUUAGCUCUUCUUUCUGCCUCUCCUCCAACCCCCCGCUCCACCCAUUCAAUUCACCGUCUAUUUAAAACCAUUUCUUAUGAGUCAGUAAUCAAUAUUUAUAUUUAUGGACAUAUUUUUAGCCUAUUUUGCUCCUGCGCCCCCCCCCCAUCGCCUGCGCCCCUGGCGGGGGCCCACCUCACGAUGCCCUAGCCACAGUCCUGCUCCCAACAGAAGAUUAAAAACACGAUAAAACAUCAAACAUUAGAAACUUCCCUAAACAGGGCUGCCUUCAGAUGUCUUCUAAAAGUCAGAUAGUUGACAUCUGAUGGGAGGGCGUUCCAUAGGCGCCAUUACCAAGAAGGCCCUCCGCCUUGUUCCCUGUAACCUCACUUCUCGCAGUGAGAGAACCGCCAGAAGGCCCUCAGAACCAGACCUCAGUGUCCGGGCUGAAUGACGGGGGUGGAGAUGCUCCUUCAGGUAUACUGGGCCGAGACAGUUUAGGCUUUAAAGGUCAGCAAGAACACUUUGAAUUGUGCUCGGAAGCCUACUUCAAACAUAUGUAUGAAGUGGGACAUAACAAAAUUGCAAAUUUCUUUUUAUUAAAGCUUGGUUAAGCAGCUGGGUUUUUUUUUAAAAAAAAUCAUUGGUUUGAAAAUAUACCUGUUGCAUUACUGUACCCUUUAAUUUUUUAAAAUAAAAUCAUGUCAGCCUCUAUUUUAUCUCAACCACCAUAAGCGCUUGUCUUUAUGGCAGGAAAAACCCCACUACAUAACAUCCCAGGUACUUUUGACUAUGCCAUUAGCACAUGAUUUUGUUUGAAUGUUCUACUCUAGUGUAAAGAAAGGGACGUGUUUUUGGUAAAAGAGCAUCCGGACCCAGGAAGCAAAGAUCCAGAGGAAGAUUACCCCAAAUUUGGACUCUUAGACCAGGUAUGUCAUGGGAAUAAAGUGAGUAAGGUUUAUGCAUUUUUAAAGCACAGUAUGCCUGCAACUUAUGUGGGGGUUAUGUUAUGGGAAUUGCUCCUAAAGCCAGAAUUAUGUAUAGUCAAAAUACACUGGCAAGUGGGAUUUCCAGAGUCCCAGACGCAUGGCCCCUUUAUACCCCUUUUUAAAUUUUGUGAAUUUUUUUUGGCCAAGUUCAUAAAACUGAAUGCGUGCAAGUUAAAUGUGCUCAAGUUGUGGGCUUGCUGUAUCCUAAGAUUUUUUUAAAUGCUCAAAAAAUAGUCCCUGCGCACAGAGUGAUAAUCCAACUGAUACAAGAUGAAAGGAAAAACGGUUGGGGAGGGAAGAAGAAAGUGAGUCUUAGAGCAGCUGUGCCUUUCCUUGGUUGAGAGAUACGGCCAGGUUGCUCCCCGCCCCCUUGCCAUGAUGAUAUUCUUGAGAGGCAGCCUCUCAGUGGCCCUAGGCUUCUGACUGGUGACAGAGGUCAGCAUUGCCCCCCCUUCAGCUCUGCAGUUUCAGGAUAGUGAUGUUUGCUAUCUCAGUUACUUGAUCAUUUCAAAAUAUUGCUGAAUUAUUAUUUGUCAAUGCUUUUGAGCAGGUUGCUUUAAUGAUCUAUUGAACAACAGGAACUUGAACACUUGGGGAGAUGAGGCCCUUUGUCGGACAGAAAUCAUUUGUAUUGUUACAUUUAACAAAUUUACUUGGCACAACUUCAGUCCUAAGCAUACUUAACCUGGGAAUAACCCCAUUGAAUACAGUGGGAUUUCCUUCAGAGUCAAUACGCUUGGUGGGAUUGUGCUUUAAAAGACCUGCUUUAUCUUCGAAAUGCUCAGAUCUUGAGCAGUGAGAUUUGAUCCAAACAGCCCAAGGCAUGUAACUUUUAAUGGUGUGUAUUUGAUUUUUCCUUCUUUUAGGAUCUUGCUAAUAUUGGCCCUGCGUAUGAUAACCAGAAACAGAGCAGUGCUGUAUCUACCACCGGAAGUCUGAAUGGCAAGUUCCUUUUCUUUUCCAAGUGGGGAAAUCUGAAUGGCACAUUUUAAAUUCUCAAGCCCUAACAGCUUCUUCAUUGCUCAAAUGGCAUCGCCUUUACAUGGCAUGUUUCCUUGAAAGUGCCACUAUAUUCAAUAGGGCCAACUCUCCAGUAGCGUCCAUGGGACUGCAGCCAUAACUAGCUUAAUCUUGAGAUACCCUAGAAGUCUUACUAACUGAGAGAUACCCUUAGAAUAUUAAAUUUGACCACUUGGCCCCCCAGAAUUUAGCAAAAUGAAUCUGUGGUUGUAUUUCACUGCAUGCAGCUAUGUUUUCAAGAAUUUGUAAAUGCUGAAAGCUAGAAAUUUCUCAACUCGGAUUUGGAUUCUCUUUUUAAAAAAUUAGCAUGGCUGUGCUCUUGCACAUCUCCCAUUGAUCCCAGAGCAGGCUGUGCAGGCAAACUUUCCAGACGAUUGUGCUUCCUGUAAGCUGAGCCUAAAGUACUGCAGAUCUUGUUCAGGAUCUUCGAUAUAGAUGGGUGUCGUUUUCUGAUAUUUAGCAACUUGCCUGGUUACCGUAGCCGGAAUUCUGUGCGAGCGAGUGGAUGGGCUGCUGGAAGAGGGAGGAGUCACUCAACCUCUUGUCUGUUGCCUGUGGGUUUGCUGCAUUUCCAUACUGGCCACAGAGGGAAAGUGAACCCUUUGAUUUGCUGCCUUCACAGAAAGCAAAGAGGUUCACGGUGCAGAGAUGCCUCCCUCCUCUAUCAGCUCACUUGGUAGAAGUUAGCAGGGGGGAAAUGAAAAUCAGGCAAAUAACUUUUGCAGACUGGUAAUGUGCAGGGCUAAUAUAAGUGUUUUUAUCUCCAUUUCAUGCUGUGGUGUUUUCUUUUUUUCUCUCAUUAAAACUUGACAACUACAUGGUGCAACUUCUGUUCUUUCAGGUGGAGCCUCUUUGGGAGGUGAAUAUUUACUUUUCAGCUUCUUAAAACUUAAGUAUUGUGGUUCACAAAAUCUUUUCUUUCUCUUUUCCUUCCUUUCUUGUUUGCCAAUCAUUUUACAUGCUAAAAAUAAUUAAUCCCAAGGCUGUCAUAUACAUUUAUGGGAGUAACCGUUAAAAGGGCACAUCAAAUUACACAUUAACGUGAAGCAUCAAAAGCUUUAAAGGUCACAUUCUGCCUUUCACUCGUCACUUAAACCACAUUUUCUCCAAGUUUAUUUUAUUCUGCUCACUUGGCCUCUGCUGGGAGGCCUUGAGAUGUCCCUGGCUCUUCAGCCUCAGCAACUGUAAAAUAGGAAUACUGAUAAUCUUCCCUACAGGGUUGUUUCAGGGCAAGGAAACGCUGAUGCCCAUUUUGAGCUGAAACAGUCGAGCUGUAAGGAUAAAUAAAUAAGAAAUGCAUGGGGAAAAUGGCUUUUAAGAAAUUGAUUUGAACAUUUGCACCUUUUGGUUUUCUGCCUAAUUAGAGGUAUUAAAACAAUUACAACUAAAACCAAGCUUGUGCUAACACUGACUUUUGGAUUCAGACAACCAGUUUUUACUUUACUUAUUUGAUGAGCUUUGCUAUAAUCAGUGUAAACUAGGUUGUCCUGAGAAAGAGUUUGUUAUUCUUAGGCUCAGGACACCUUGGCUGAAAUCACUGCUCCGUGUGACAAGUCCCAAUUUCUUAGCCUAGCCUAUUCCUCAGGAUUGUCUUGAGGCUAAAAUUCAUACCCCCAGUGUUUCUUGCUCAGAGCUCAUUGAAGGAAGGCUGGAGUACAAACCUGAUGUUGAUUCCAAAGUCCAGUUUGGGGUUUUUAAAAUGAAAGCUGUUUCUGUUUUCACGGUUUUAGAAUAGGAGCCAGUCAUAUGCUUUCUAAGAGGUUCCCAUUCUGCCGUGCCGAGAGAGAACUGGUUCCCUGGUUUCACACUGAGAAGAGGCACUGUAUAGUUAGAAAGUGGAAGGUCUCUGUUUUGAUUUUUCACCCAAAUUUAGAAAGCUAGAAAAGCAUUUUGAGUCAUGGUUGUGCAAAAUAUAAUACAACCUUCAAAGGCCGCAUUUUCUUUCAUUUCUAGAGAGAUACUGAUUUCAAAGCUUGCUACACUUGUAGUUAUGGCAACUUAUGCUACUAUUUGAAGGUGGUUGUCUGCAGUACAAAAAACUUUUAGCUCUGGGUUCAUCAGGAGCAGGGAGCGUACAUAAUGGAGACGUCUACUGUUGAUGCUCAUAUUUUGUGCACAUCCCUUCAAAUGAAUCCAGAACAGUUCAACACUCAGAGUCAUCUAAAGUGAAUUGGAAUCGCCCUCUGAACAUAAGCAUGGGGAAAAAAACCUUGAGCAGUCACUUCUUCCAUUCCAGUGACUCAGUACAAAACUGGUAUUAAAAGAGACAGUCACAUGCAUGUGGCAACAGUGAAUUUCCUCCAUGUGAUGCAAUGUGUCACGAUUGUGACGAGUUUGGAAACUGAUGGCUUGAUUCCCACGUCACAAACUUGCAGGGUCUCAGAGAGGAGCACAUAGCUGCUUUUUGCGUCUUCACUGAGCUAAGCCAACGUUUGGUUGUUAUGUUGUCCAGGCCUGGCCUUGUGAUUGAGCUCCUUCCGGACUACUGUCGUGUACUCAUGUACUUUUUGAGUCACGCUUUUGGGAGCACGCAGGCUUGAUAGCCUCACAUAGAGGGACAUGGGUUCUGUCUCAUUUCUCAUAAAAACCACCCCAAAAUAUGUUAUGGUACAGGUAAUCAACAGUUAAAUAAUUUUUAGUAUGAUUCCUUUGGCAAUCUUCUUUGGCACCUUUCAGUUUGCUAGCAGCUUUUUGUAGUGUAUACAGCUGUUUAUACCUUCUCCAAGUCCUAAAUGGUCUGAGCCCGCCAUCUCCAAUAUUGCUGCAAAUGCUUCCCCCACAAAGUAGAUGCUGUCGUUUCACUGGCGCACACACAGGUGCAUACAUACCUGCAAGGCCCUUGGAUAAGCAAGCACAAGAAGGGGCGGGGGGAGACUCGCAUGGACUAUCAAGCAGUUGGUACCACCAACGAUCGGUUUCUAACACUGCAGAGAAACAUCUUGUGCUUUUGGUUUUUCUAGUUUGCUGUCUUUGAGUGGCGGAUGCUUAUAGUUGAUGCGGAGAUUGUGUGUCCAAGUGUAUCUUAACUAUUUUGUGCAGUGCUCAAAUUACAGGGGGACUUGAGCGGGUGGCCAUCUUACCUUUUGUGUUGGUCCCCAUAGUACAGUGGUGCCUCGCAAGACGAAAUUAAUCCGUUCCGCGAGUCUCUUCGUCUUGAGGUUUUUUCGUCUUGCGAAGCACGGCUAUUAGCGGCUUAGUGGCUAUUAACGGCUUAGUGGCUUUAAGAAAAAGGAAACAAACUCGCAAGACGAAACGUCUUGCGAAGCAAGCCCAUAGGGAAAUUCGUCUUGCAGAACGACUCAAAAAACGCAAAACCCUUUCAUCUAGCGAGUUUUUCGUCUUGCGAGGCAUUAGUCUUGCGGGGCACCACUGUAAUUGUUUUUAGAAGAUUGCCCAGGUCAUGGGAAGGCUUUUUUGUCAAAACCUGAAAGGCGUCAUGGUGUAAGGGUUGUGGGUUUCAUUAAGGAUCCCCUGACUUUUUCUCCCCAUGAUUUGAGCACUGAUUUUGUGUAGUGUUGAAAUGAAUGACAAUUUGAUUGUAGCUUAUUUAUUCCUCCUCCUCUUCCCUUACUGACUCAAUUCCCUUUUUCAUUUUAUGUGUUUUGAAUCUCCAUGAAAGGGAUGGCAAUGACUGGCUUUUAAAUUAAUACGUGCCUGGUGACACUUGAUGUGUUAAGGUUCUUCUUUCUUAGUCAAAAUGCCGCUUUGAUUGAUGCUAUACUUAGUACAGUCCAAGAAGCAAACAAAAUGUAAACAGUUUUAGAUAUGAAAAUUCUGCUUCUGCUUGAAAAAUGUCUGGUUUUGUUGAGAUUCAAACGCAUCCAGGGAAUGUUGAAUUGAUUCAUUCUCUCUCUCUCUCUCUCUUUGAGUUGUAUCUUCAAAUGACAGACAUGUUUGUGGCAUUUUCUUCCCCAAGGGGGUAUUGUGGCAGGAACUAGUGGGAAAGGAAGAGGUGCCAAACGCAAGCAGCAAGAUGGAGGGACUACAGGUGCAACCAAGAAAACCAGGAGGUAAGAAGGAAGGAGAUUGUCUUUAGUAUGCAGAUAAUCAGGGAAAGGGAGUAACUUUUUAAAUAAUUUAUUGACUACUGUUGUAUAUUACUUUUGUGCUAAACUACACAAGAUGGUUCAGUUUAAACAGUAGAAAAUAGGGGAAAGUCUGUGAUAAAAGAAAAUGCCAGGCAUUCUAGCUGGUGCAAAAUGCAGCCCCAAAAUGCUAGUAGCAGGGACGCGGGUGGCGCUGUGGUCUAAACCACUGAGCCUAGGGCUUGUCAAUCGGAAGGUCGGCGGUUCGAAUCCCCGCGACGGAGUGAGCUCCCGUUGCUCGGUCCAUGCGCCUGCCAACCUAGCAGUUCGAAAGCACGUCAAAGUGCAAGUAGAGUUCCCCGGCGGGAAGGUAAACGGUGUUUCCGUGCACUGCUCUGGUUUCGCCAGAAGCGGCUUAGUCAUGCUGGCCACAUGACCUGAGUGCCGCAACCCCAGAGUUGUUCGCGACUGGACUUAACUGUCAGGGGUCCUUUACCUUUACUUUUACCUUUACCUUUAGAUGCUAGUAGCAGCCAGUAGAUUGAAUAUGUGACACUACUUUUGAACCAGUUGGACUGUGAUAAGGCCAGAUUCCCAUAAAGACCAUCUGCCACAAUUUGGCACUGCCUAUGAUCUGGGUUAAACCUCAGCGCCUAGGACUUGCCAGUCGCAUGGUCAGCGGUUCGAAUCCCCGCGGCGGGGUGAGCUCCCGUCGUUCGGUCCCAGCACCUGCCAACCUAGCAGUUCGAAAGCACCCCGGGUGCAAGUAGAUAAAUAGGGACCACUUACCAGCGGGAAGGUAAACGGCGUUCUGUGUGCUACGCUGGCCACGUGACCCAGAAGUGUCUUCGGGCAGCGCUGGCUCCUGGCCUUUAGAGUGAGAUGAGCGCACAACCCUAGAGUCUGUCAAGACUGGCCCGUAUGGGCAGGGGUACCUUUACCUUUACCUUUACCUUUACCUUUACCUAUGAUCUAAUAUCUGCCCCGAGGUUCUUUGUAUGCCCACUGUAAAAUAAAUUGAGUUGGCAAGCCCACAAGAAAUGGCCUUCUCAGUGGUGGCCCCACAGCUGCUAUUGGGUGACAGAGAAAUGGCAGAACUACUCAACACCUACUUUGCCUCACCCAAAAGGAAAGCAAUGCCCAACCUGGUGAUAACACAAUAAAUGAUGCAAGGAAGGAGCUGCAGCCCAAGAUAGGAAAAGAGGUAGUAAGGGAACACCUAGCUACUUUAAAUGUAUUCAGAUCUCCAGGGCCUGGUGGUGGUCUCUCCUUCCUUGGAGGUUUUUAAACAGAACUUGGAUGGCCGUCUGUCAUGGAUACUUUAGCUGAGAUUCCUGCAUUGCAGGGGGUUGGACUAGAUGACCCUCGGGGUCCCUUCCAACUCGUAAGAUUCUGUGAUUCUAAAGAUUGUACAAUUCAUUGCAAAUUUAAAAGUGCCGUAUAUAUUUUCUUAGGUGAUCUUUGGGGUUUGAUAUGCUCUGUUUCGUGCCUGCCUUUGCUGCAGUUGUUUGCUUGGUAAUUUGGGGGGAAGUAUCCUGCAGUGUUGAGCAUGCUUCUGAAACGAAAAGCCAAAUACUUGAUGAUGCACUCUUUGGGGGGGAGGGGGCUUCCUUCUUACAUCUAUAUAAGUAAUAGCAAAAGCAGGGCAGGGGCUCAGGGAAGAGAAAUGUUGUUGAAUGACCAACUUUUUUUUCUUACUUCCCAUCAGCUGUGCUUCCAUAGAUUUUCAAUUCCUCUUUCUCCAUUUCCCAGCGAUCCUAUGUUCUCCGCCCAGCGUCUUCCGCCCCACGGGUACCCGUUGGAACACCCCUUUAAUAAAGAUGGAUACCGUUACAUUUUGGCUGAGCCUGACCCUCAUGCCCCUGACCCAGAGAAGCUAGAGCUAGACUGCUGGGCAGGCAAGCCUAUUCCUGGAGAUCUCUACAGAGCCUGCCUGUACGAACGAGUCCUCCUGGCUCUGCAUGACCGAGGUACGGAAUAGAGUUCUUUCCACACUUAUAGGUCAAGGCUGCAGGAGAUGUAGCACUGGUGCAAAACUGGGAUAGAUUUUCUACUUCUUAACCACUGUGUUGCUACAGGCUACCAAGAGUGUUCUGCACAGACUUUGCAUGUCUGUGUGACAUUUACAGGACGCGGGUGGCGCUGUGGGUUAAACCACAGAGCCUAGGACUUGCCGAUCAGAAGGUCAGCGGUUCGAAUCCCCAUGACGGGGUGAGCUCCCGUUGUUCGGUCCCUGCUCCUGCCAACCUAGCAGUUCGAAAGCACUUCACAGUGCAAGUAGAUAAAUAGGUACUACUCCGGUGGGAAGGUAAAUGGUGUUUCCGUGCGCUGCUCUGGUUCACCAGAAGCGGCUUAGUCAUGCUGGCCACAUGACCCGGAAGCUGUACGCCAGCUCCCUCGGCCAGUACAGCGAGAUGAGCACCGCAACCCCAGAGUCGGUCACGACUGGACCUAAUGGUCAGGGGUCCCUUAUGGCUUAUAUGGUGACAUUUACAAUGAUGAUGUUGAUAAUGGCAGCAUGCCUAACUUGACUCCACAUGGUGUCACAAGUCAGCACCCAUCCCCUGGCUAUUUCUGCUUCAAAUAUCCAAGCUGGAGAGGUGGUGUGGCCCACAUUGAGAGGAAGCUGAAGGAUUCAAAAUGGCAUCCUGUAACAGAGGCAAAGGUCUCCCUGGGAUGUCUGUGUGCACACACAUUACUUUAAAUCUCAUUCCACAGCGUCAGUCUACAGUGUGCUGCAGUUUAGUUUGUUACCCAGUGCAGAGGAAUGGGUGCUGAGCUCUGUAUCUGCAGCCUCCCUACCCGUCUGCAAGUAACAACAAGAAUAGACUCAAGUUGCACAGAUAAGACUGCGGCCUCAAACAGCCGUGCUCUGCACAUAAUUUUAAAAGCUGCCCUUGAAGAAACUUGAACUGGUCCAAAAUACAGCAGACAGAUUACUGACAGGAGGUCCUUUUGAAACUCAUAUAACCCAUUUCUCUUCAGCGUUUUAAGCCCUAAAUGACUGAAAGAUCCUUUCCUACAGACCCUCUCAGGUGUUAAGAUCAGUAGAGGGGGCCUUAUUGGUAAUUCCACCACCAUCAGAAAUUAAGGGGUUGUUGUGGCCCAGAAGAUGGCAUUUUCUGUGGAAACUCCUGAGGAAUUGUGAAAUUCCUCAGAGGGGUGUGCCUGGCACCUUCAUUAUAUCAUUUCUGAUGAAUAGACCUCAGACCUGUGUUUUCAGAACCCACCUUACCCCUGUGACUGCAGUUGGUUUUCACUGAGUUUAAUAUUGAAUUUAUAAUUGUUGUAACCCGCACUGAGACAUCAUGAUGAUGAUGAUGAUGCAGAUGCAACAGAGAAGAGAUCUUAGAACAUUUCAGUCCUUGGUGCUUGCUUCACUUGCUCACAGUUGAUAAUUUAAACACGCAGAAGGCUUUAAGUAUUCUUCCUCUCUCCCUAACUCCAAAAAGUGAAGAUAUAGGGAACCCGGCAGAGCGCCUUCUUGGUAGUGGUGCCCACCCUGUGGAACGCCCUCCCAUCAGAUGUCAAGGAGAUUAUAACCUUUAAAAGACAUCUGAAGGCAGCCCUGUAUAGGGAAGCUUUUUAAUGUGUAAUGUUUUAUUAUGUUUUUAUAUAUGUUGGAAGUCGCCCGAGUGGCAGGGGCAACCCAGUCAGAUGGGUGGGGUACAAAUAAUUUUUUAUUAUUAUUAAUUAUUUACAACAACUGCAGCUCCCCAAUUGAAGAUCUCAGAUGACAGAUUGACAGUCAUAGGAGAAAAAGGCUACUCCAUGGUACGAGCCUCACAUGGGGUGCGGAAAGGAGCCUGGUACUUUGAGAUCUCUGUGGAUGAGAUGCCUCCUGAAACAGCUGCCAGACUUGGUUGGUCUCAGCCGCUAGGUAAGCCCGCCGGCCCUGCGCUUUAUUUACUGACAUUUAGUACCUGGCCUUUCUCUCAUCAUAGAACUCCAAGGCAAUGUGCUUUGUUGUUGUGUCGUUUAGUUGUGUCCGACUCUUCGUGACCCCCUGGACCAGAGCACACCAGGCACUCCUGUCUUCCACUGCCUCCCACAGUUUGGUCAAACUCAUGCUGGUAGCUUCGAGAACACUGUCCAGCCAUCUCGUCCUAUGUCGUCCCCUUCUCCUUGUGCCCUCCAUCUUUCCCAACAUCAGGGUCUUUUCCAGGGAGUCUUUUCUUCUCAUGAGGUGGCCAAAGUAUUGGAGCCUCAGCUUCACGAUCUGUCCUUCCAGUGAGCACUCAGGGCUGUGCUUAAGGUUCCCAAAUAGUCCCCCAUCUUGGCGCUUACCAGGCCUGCUGAGUAAGGUUGCUGCAUCAUACGCCUUCAAGCCUUGCUGUGGGAUCCAUUCUAGGAUCUCCAAAGGGCUGUUGCAUCAGCGCAGCUAACACAAUGGCAGUCCUCUGGGGACUGAGGCAUGACUCUUCCUGCUUGCUUGCCCUCACAGCAGGGCUGCCAUGGUACAUCACUGCAGGCAAGGAAAUCUGGGCCAGCACUGCCACCUCCCCACCCAGGUAGAAAUUGGCGAUAAACUUUUGUCGUCAUUCCUUCUCCCCCUUCCCAGGAGACCUCUGACUAUAUAUAGAUAGCAUGUAAGUCCAGGCAGGUACCUUAUUGUGAACCUCCGGUUUUCUGCAGGAAACCUUCAGGCUCCCCUUGGCUACGACAAGUUUAGUUACUCCUGGCGCAGCAAGAAAGGCACCAAGUUCCACCAGUCAAUUGGUAAACAUUAUUCCUCAAGCUACGGCCAGGGAGACGUGCUUGGUUUUUAUAUCAGCCUUCCAGAUGAAACCGAAACUGCCAAAUCGCUACCAGAUACUUACAAAGAUAAGGUAAGGAAGGGGUGUGCACUUUUAAAGGGGAGACUUGAGCCAAUCUUUGACCUUGAUCACUGUGUGAUCUGUCCUGAGAAUACAUAUGCUAUAAUAAACUAUUAUAGUAGACUCCUCGGGUCUCUUACUAAGCUCUAAUACAUAUUUGGACUAGGUAGUUCCAGUCCUUCCGCUUCAUGGCAAAAAGGCUGAAUGGGAAAGGUACAGAAGGUAGCAUUUUUUGGUGGUCCAUCUAUUCAAGUACACACACUUUUCGUUUUUGCCUUGCCUUGCUUUUCUCACAGUCCCAUUGUGCAUUCCUGGUGUUACCACCUCAGCCUCCGAGUCUCAAGGACCAACUCACUGAAGUGUCUAGAGUUCCACACAGGAUUUGGCAAGCGUGAGGUUUUCUGCCUCAAUAGCCAGUGUUUGUGCUUCACUAUUUUAGUUGCGUUUUUGUGCCUUGACUAGGUGUUUGUCCUACUCCACUGCUUACCUUCUUAGGCUUUGAUCAAGUUCAAAAGCUACUUGUACUUCGAAGAGAAGGACUUUGUGGAUAAAGCUGAGAAGAGUUUAAAACAAGCUCACGGAAGCCAAGUAAGUUGGCGUUUGGAAGGAGAAGCCUGCAUGCAAGCCCUGCCCAAUAAAGGAGAACUGCAAGCCUCCUCGUGUGAUCCCUGUCUGUCUCUUUUCAGAUAAUCUUCUAUAAAAAUGGUGCCAGCCAAGGAGUUGCAUACAAAGAUAUUUUUGAAGGUGUUUAUUUCCCUGCCGUCUCUCUGUAUAAAGGCUGCACGGUAUGUACCAGUGGGAGGCUGAUCAUGAGUUCAUCUGAUAACUCUUGGAUUUGAAACAAAGCGUGUCGUCUGGAUCCUUAACAAAAACCAGGCCCACACUGGCAUGAACGUUAGCUGUGUGCUUGUGGUAAGCAGGUGUUUCCAGCUUUUCACAGUUGACAGGUCCAGGUGCUAACGUGCAGGUGCCAGAUUCUCCCUGGCCUCUCUUCCUCACCACCUGUUUACACCAGUGCCAAGGGCUAAGGGGCCUGGCCCCGGGAUACUCUCUCCUCUGGCUGCCCAUUUGGUUUCUACGCCAGUGGGAGGGCCCUGUUCCUCUACCAGCCUGUUCUCUGGCCUGCAUGGAGAUCUUUGUCACUUUAUGUCUUCCAGACUAGCACUCAUUUUCAAUUGGUUUUUUUCCUUCAGCUUCCCUAAAGGAGGUAUUUAAAUUGUGCUUACCGUAUUUUUCGCCCUAUAGGACGCACUUUUUUACCUCCAAAAAUGAAGGGGAAAUGUGUGUGCGUCCUAUGGGGCGAAUGCAGGCUUUCGCUGAAGCCUGGAGAGCGAGAGGGGUCGGUGCACCGAACCCUCUCGCUCUCCAGGCUUCAGGAAGCUCUGCGCAACCCUCGGGAGACCGGCUCCGAUGGCCACGCAGAGCUGCCUGCAGUCCCGGGCUCAGCCAAAAAACUAGGUGCGUCCUAUGGGCCGUUGCAUCCUAUGGGGCGCAAAAUACGGUAAUUGUCUACUUGCGCUCCCCCACCCCAAAAAAAAAAUUUCUUCAUUUUCCUAUUUUACUAGCAGUUACCCAGACUCACCGAGCCUGUUAAAAUUUCUAUGAAGUAUCCUUAUCAACUGGGUGUCUUUCAUAGCACCAUUUCCCCCAAUAGCACUAAACUAAUAGGUCCUUUUCCUUUUAUAGGUUUCUAUAAACUUUGGACCCUACUUCAAAUAUCCACCAAGAGAUAUCAGUUACCGCCCGGUAAGUAGAAAUAUGAGAAUGAUUUUGGCAAAUGACUUUCUUGGGCAAUGGAAACUUCAAAUCUUUGUGUGUUGAGAGUCUAAGAUUCUGUGUAUUUUUUUAAAAAAUAAUCCAGAUUCACUGACCCAGAAACCUAAAUUUCAGCAUUAGGAGUAAAAUAUGAGAAUUAGACCAAGGAUGUUGAGCUACAGGGAUGAAGGAAGGAAUAUGUGAUAAAUGAAACAAUAUCCCACACCAUGUCGUGUUCCUAAGCAUUUGUCAUGAGAGCUAGAAACCUAUAAUUGGAGCUUGAUUCCAAGGACUUGUGGCAGUUGCCAGAUUCUUUAGCCAAUAACUCACUCAGCCAUGCAGAAUUCCUGUGUGUACAUAAAGAUGCAGUCAUGCUCAGAGUAGACCUAUGGAAAUGUAUGGCUAAGGUAGGCCUAUUCAUUUCAGUGAGUUUUGCUCUGAGUAAAUGUUAGUUGGAGUAAAUGUUAGUUGGAUACAAUUCAUUCACUUCAGAAACACUGAGCAAAAUUGGCUCUGGAUUAUGAUUGAAUUGCCACUUUAAAAGAAGCACAGAUUAGGUGUUACACUCCAGGCCAGCUCCUUCCUUGACCCCAAAGAGUGUGUGUUUGUGACAGGCAGUUUUCAUUGUAGGGUUAGGUCCCUCCUUGUGUUGCUGGACCUCAACUCUCACUGUCCCUGACUGCUCUGGCCAACAGGAGUUGAGUCCAGAAAAAUCUGGAUUCUCAAUGCUUGUUUUAGAGGAACACUCCUUGGAUUACGAUUGUUUUAAGAAUCCCAUUUCAGUUACCACCUGACGGGGGGAAAGUUUGGGCUUUGCCAGGGUAGGUGUGCAACAGGAAUUGGGAAUGGGUGGCCCUCCCAUUAGCUGCUGCCAGCAUAACCCAUUCAUCGAGAAAUGAUGGAACUUGCAAGAUCUGCAGGACCACAUGUUAUUUGCACCUGAUACAGAAACCUGGAGCAUGCAGGCCAAAAUACUACUCAUCUCCAUUACUCUUUCCAAUCCCCAUUGCAACAGGCCUGUUUCUCAGUCGUAGGAGCCACUUGCCCACAGAGCCUCUGUUUUCUGCAUCCAGACCCUGGUCCAAGGCCUCCAGGGCUAAUUCUGAUGGAGAUACAGCAGCAGAAAAAUAGAGCUGAUAGUCACCAGAUGGUCCUUUGCCCCAGUUCUCCUGCUGAUCACUUUUAGUGCCUUCAUACAGAUACUAAAUAGCACUGGAAAUGGAUGGCCCAUCGGUCUUCUGCUGCUGCUUUUUUAUCAUCUGUAGUUUCACUUUCACCAGAACGUUUGGUUAAUUAGAUGUUGUUGAUGUGCAUUAGAUGCUUAAUUAAUGGAAAGGCAGAAUUUAAAAGUUCAAAAUAAACUAUGGAUGGGGAAGCUGUGGCCCUCCAGACAUUUGAUUUCAGCUUCCAUCGAGUUUCAGCCAACAUGGCUAAUGGUCAGGGAUGCUUGGAGUUGUAAUGCAAGAAGACAGGUCCCCUGAGAUUGCUGACUUCUUCUCUCCCACCCACCCCCCUUCCUUCUCCACAGAUCAGUGACAUGGGCUGGGUCGCUGUGGUGGAACACACACUGGCAGAUGUCCUCUACCAUGUAGAAACAGAAGUUGACGGGAGGCGCAGUCCACCUUGGGAACCUUGAAAGACAUUGUAUAUAUUGGGUUUUUUGGUUUUUUUUGUUUUGUUUUUACAAAAAAAUAAACAGUAUCACUUGAUGUAAAGUGGAAAAGAAAUAAAUUUUGGGUUGGUUUUUUUUUUAAAUUUCUGGACUAAUUGCCGCUCUCUUAAACCUCCAGUGGAAUGCUGGCUGAAAAUGGGGAGGGGAGAUGGAGUAUCCUGAAAAGGGACAUAGCUGGCUGGUGGGAAUCUUGAACAGGCAUAGCACACAUGGCAAGGCUUUGGUACGAGUCCCAGUUGUAGGUGGCAGUAGAGGGGUCCCGUUUAUCAGACGUGGAUACAUGCUUCAGUCAGAACAACAGUGGUUUGCUCAGACAUAAAUUCCUGAGCUGCAAAGUGAAGUCGCAGUAGAGAGGAAAGGAGGAGGAGGAACUUGUAUGAUUUUAAUACUACUCUUGAAUGCUGAGAAUUCCUGCUGAGAAUCUGAGGGUCCUGCUCCUGCCUCCCUCCACCAGGCCUAGUGUGGGGCCUGACAGGCUACAAAAGGACUGCUGCUGCCCAGCAGAGCAUUCUGUUUACAUUCCUUUAAGCUGCUUUUUAAUUGUAGUUUUUCAUUUUUUAAAAAAUUGUUUUAAACUAUUUUUACGUGUGUGUGUUUUGGCAGGAGGGGUUAUUUGGCUGUCUCUGUUUAUAUUUUGAUUAUAUAUUUUGUGUUUUUAUGUUGUAGUUUUAUCUUGUGAACCACCCUGAGACUUGCUGGUAUAGGGCAGCAUAUAAAUUUAAUUAAUAAUAAUAAUACAAGCUGUGCAGUAUGAACUAGCAGAUAACAUUUGAGAGAGGUUGCUGUAAAACAAGUUUUUUCACUCUGGCACAAUAUGCACUUUUACAAAUGUUUAAUUCUCUCUCACAGAGUGUUUGUUGUGGGGGAGGAAGGGAAAGGAGAAUGUUAGCCGCUUUGAGACUCCUUAAAGGGAGUGAAAGGCGGGAUAUCAAAUCCAAACUCCUCUUCUUCUUCUUCUUCUUCUUCUUCUUCUUCCCUUUUACCACUGAAGUGUCAUGGAGAUGGCAUUAUUUGCUUGCCUUGGGAGAUAAGGAGCUGCCUGACACCAUGUACUCCAGUAUUCCCCAUUCCAUAAUGCUUCUCCAGGAACUCUGGCAGAGGUCUUGCCCAUUGCCUUCUUAGCUUACUGUUCUUUUAACUAGAGGGGCAGGGUUAGUCCUCUCCAAACUGCUACCCUGCAGGUGCUGUGGACAACAGCUCCCUUCGGCCUGGCCAUCGGUCCUGGCGGCAGCGGUGAUGUAGUCUAGAACAUCUGGAGGGUGGCAGGUUGCGAAAGCGUGCGCUAGGGAUGAACCUGCAAAGUGAAAGUGCUCUGCCACUGAGCUUUGGACCCAGAUGGUACAUUGGCCAUCCACGUUCAGAAGCUGCAAGCUAUAGAACAGGGAUGAGGAACCUGUGGCUCUUCAGCUGUCAUUGGACUCCAGAGCCCAUCUUCCAUAGCAGUUGUCCAUGCUACCAGGGGCUGAUGGGAACUGGAGUCCAAUAACAUCUGGUUGGUCACAGAUUCCUGUAGCAUACAAAAUAAAAUUCCUUUAUCCCUCUCUGUCCUAAUCCACUGCCUGGGUCAUCCCUGAAUCAGGGGCAGACCUUUUCAGUUACAUGAGCUUCAAAAGUCUUAAUCCUGUAGCCAAAAAAGAGAGCAGUGACGUGGAACAUUUUAAAUCAUACUUUUAUUUUCAGAAGUACAUAAACUUUCAGCACAGUUUUCUGCUACUCUUGUUAAAUACAAUUUUCAGUGUCUCAGAUCAAAGAAGCUGUUAUUCAUUUUCACCUGGCAUCAGUGUCUAAACACACAAAAUCUUUACACUGCAUGAUCUGCCAGUUUUUGAAAAGAUGUUAACCAAGAAUGCAAGAGUAAAACAGAACAGGCUUUUCAUGUUUAAUAUACCUGACUUGAAUAAAUAUUAAAUAAACACUUUGUCCAAUUGCAAACAAGGGAAGAAGAUACCUACAGAGUUUGUUUUAAAAAAAAAAAAAACUGGUUAUGAGUAAUGACAUAUUCAAGGGUUCUGGUAGCUGAAAUGGUAAAAUCUAUUGUGAGGCUGGAUAAUGUGCCAACGCCAAGCCUGAGGUCAGACUUUGGGGAUCACAGAUUCAUAAAGUGAGUUUAGGAGCAUACCUAUCUUACUUUAAGCCUAACAACAAACAAUAUGGAAUACAUAUUUGCAUUGAAACUAAUUUGUUUUUAAAGUAAGUCAUCGACCAGUGUGAGGCUGCUAGUUACUGAGAUUUGUGUUUGUGUGUUUUAACUGCUCGCCUGCUAUGGUCCUGAAGAAUAUAGUAAGCUGCCUUAUGCUGAACCAGACCCUUGGUCCCUCUUAGCUCCAUAUUGUCAACACUGACUGGCAGCGGCUCUCCAGGAUUUCAGACAGAAGUCUGAAAUUAGAUUAGAUGUAGAACUAUCUGCAUGUAAAGCAAAUGCUGUCCUACUGAGCUUAUUGCUCUUCCCCUAAAACACAAGGGGGUGAAUACAGUGCAGUCAACCAAAGCUCGUACAUGUGGACAGGGAGAAGGAGGAAGGGCCUUGGCCGGAGAGCCAAGAGGCUGGUGGGGAAACAGGGAUGCUACAAAUGCACUAUUUUUAUUCAGCAGGGUCUUGCUCCGUGGCUACACAGAGCUACAAAGGAUGGUUAGCAGUUAGUCACUUGGUUUUAAUGCACGGCCUGCUGUUACGGACAUCUAAACAAAACAAGCGCCUUGCUACCAAGCCUACUAAGAUGAAGGGUGAGUUCAAACUGCAUUGAUCUACCGUGGUACCUCGGGUUAAGAACUUAAUUCAUUCCGGAGGUCCGUUCUCAACCUGAAGCUGUUCUUAACCUGAAGCAUGACUUUAGCUAAUGGGCCUCCCGCUGCUGCCGUGCCACCACUGCACGAUUUCUGUUCUCAUCCUGAAGCAAAGUUCUUAAUCCGAGGUACUAUUUCUGGGUUAGCGGAGUCUGUAACCUGAAGCGGCUGUAACCCGAGAUACCACUGUACUUGCGUGUUGGACAUAGGUUACAGCCAGCAUUGUUUGGCUCACGCCCAUGUCCCAUCCUUGGAGAUACUUUGCCCUGCUGUUCCUGGUUGCUGGUGCUGCCUUUUUCCCUGUGAGAAAGCAACCUCUGUAGGCCUUGUUCUGGUGCAGAAGGGCCUUCCGGGGGGGGGGGGGGGAGACACAUGGGGAGAGGCAGUAGUGACACUGGAGAAAGUAGGUGUACUCAGGGUGGGAGGCACAUGCAGAGACGAGGAGAACAUCUUGCACAGGUCUCCCUGGGAACCUGGAACAGGCACUGGCUCUUUUCUGAUCCCAUGUACAAAGGCUUUCCAAUAGGCUGUCACUAUGGGCACAAUACUUAAGAGAGAGUUAGGAACAUAGGCAGCUAAGAUGGAGUUCCGACUCCACUGUUGGCAGGAGCUUGCCUCUGAAUGCCAGCUUCUGGGAACUGCAAGUAUGGAGAGUGCUUUUGCGCUGAGCUUCUACUUGCAGGCUUCCCAGGGGCAUCUGGCUCACCGCCAUGCCAGCAGGAUCCUAGACCUAGAUGGGUCUUUGGCCUGCUCCAGGAGGGCUUUCCUUACGCCCUUCCAUUGCACAGUAAGGCGGAUAACUUGUCCAACUAGCCUAGCCUUCUUUCCUCUCGCUGGCAGUGCUUCUCUGAGAUCUUGGGCAGCGGUCUUCCAUGUCACCUGCUCCCUGAGCCUUUCUCGUUUAGUUGGCAGGUCCAGGGACAGUGCAGGAGGCCUUCUGCAUGCAAGGCAGCAGCUCUGCCACCCAGCUGAGGUUCCCUCAACCAGUCAGUUCAGCAGAGGCCAGCUGAGUGUAAAAUCGGAGGUGUUGCAUAAACACAGAUUCACGAACUGGCCCAAGCAGACUGAUUCUAAAUCAGGCAUGGAGAAGCAGUGCAGUGGGUAGAGCGCUGCCAGAUUAGGCUGCAGACACCCUGCUUCAAAUCUCAUGCAGUUCUGAGACACUCUGGUGGACCCUGGGCCAACUGCUACCUCUUGGGGUUUCUCCAGGCUGUUACUGUUUUGUAGGAGGGAUUCAAGUGCAUACCUGGGAAUUCAGGCUUGUUCCAAUGAAGUGAAUUAAAUCAGGAUGAAUGCUGACUGUCACCACCCCAUAAACAAGUCUAGAGGAAUGCUUGGUAAACUUUGUGCAAGCAAAUCAAUAAACAGGCUGCAAUGGAGGAGCCCUUACUCAAGCCUAACCCACCAUCUUAUUAGGAGGGGGGAAACGGGGGGAACAUGCAUACCCCAUGCUCUUGGAACAAAAGGUGGGACAAUAAAUGCACUAAAUUAAAAUAUAAAUGGCACUAAAUUCUACUGGUUUUUAAAAAGUAAGAUCAUAGCUUAAGUUGUUCUGUGAGCUCAAUUAACUUGGCUCUGUUUUCGGGGUAUUUCAAAUACACCUUUCAAAAGGAAACCUCUUUAACAAACCCGGGGCUGCAAAAUCUAGUCCUGCACUUUGUCAUCAAAGGAUCAGUGAAGCACCUAGGAUGAAAUUUUCUGCUGUUCAAUCCUUUGAACUGGGGGUGGGGGGGUGCAACCUUCAGCCCAUCUGCCUAAUUUCAAAAGAUUUCUGAAAGCAAUCAUUUUGAACCUCUGAGAAGAGUGAUUUGUCCCUCCCCUUGCAAGCUUAAGAGAGAGAUCACAGCUACGCCAUAUCACAGCUACUUUAAUAUUGAAGG
Molecule: messenger RNA, 28722 nt
Organism: Podarcis lilfordi (Lilford's wall lizard)
Lineage: Eukaryota; Metazoa; Chordata; Lepidosauria; Squamata; Lacertidae
Source: the annotation of a GenBank genome assembly